UAUGUGGAGUAACCUUUUCAUCUGGCUUCAAUAUCCACAGAUGUAAAAAAUAAAUAGACAAGACUUUUUACAUCUGACUUCAAUGUACCAGAAGCAUAACUAAACGCGGUGGCAAUCUUGUAAUUAUGGUGAAAAUUAUCUAAAAUAUGUAUGUAUCUGGCCAUAUUUAGGCACAGAUGUAAAAUGUCAGGUUAAAUACAAAAAAAAAAAAAAAUUUGGAACAAAGGUAAAGGUAGUGUAUCUGUCUCUCUCCCAAUUAUCAAAAGAACUAAACCCUUCUUCACCUUCAAUUCGCGUACGAGCAACACUCUUCACCUUAAACCCACAGCGCCGUCCUCACCUUCAAUUCGCAGCAACCCACAGCGCCGUCCUCACCUUCAAUUCGUAGCAACCCAGCAACACCCACCCUCUUCACCUUCACGAACGAAGCAAACCCCUCUCACCUUCACGAACGAACGAAGAAGCAAAACCGUCCUCACCUUCGAUUCGCACCCAAAACGCAUCAACCCAGCGCCGUCCUCACCUUCGCAAGAACCAGCGCCGUCCUCUCUCUCAACUCACCACCAGCGCCGUCCUCUCUCUCACGAACCCUAACUCCAAAUCGAUUCAGGUAUGGAUCGUAGUUGGAUGAAAGCUAGUAGAUUAAGUGCCGAGUUUGAACGGGGAGUGAUUGAAUUUAUUCGAUUUGCUGAAAUCAAUCUUCCAUCUCCCGAAAAUAAUGAUGAAAAAAAUCUUCCUCCUAAAAGCAAUGAACAUUUUCGAUGUCCAUGUGUUAACUCCCUCUAAUAGAAAGAAAGGAAAAAAAUGGUUUCUGAAAACUCCCUCUCUUCUUCUACUAAGCACUCUUCUACUACUCCUAAAUUUUGUAACUCUUACACUACCAGGAUUUUUGCUAAUGUUGCUGGUGACAUUACAAUUGUGGUUGAUGGGGAGUCAUUUCUGCUGCAUAAGUUUCCCUUGGUUACCCUAAGUGGGAAGAUCCGAAAGAUGGUUGCUGAAGCUAACAAGGGUUCAAAUGUUUCAAAUUUGGAGCUCCUCAAUUUUCCAGGAGGACACCAGACAUUUGAACUUGCCAUGAAGCUUGAGCUUGAAAGAAGGAUAUCAUUAAGGUUGGAAAUGGUUUCACUAGAUGAUCUUCUUAUACCAUCUCUUCAGAGUGGAGACUCCUUGUUUGAUGUGGAUACAGUUCAUAGGUUACUGGUGAAUUUCUUGCAGCGAAUUGAAGAGGAAGAGACGGAAGACUACGGAUAUGAAUCCGAUGGAAUUGGUUCUAAUGGACAUGGUUCCCUGCUAAAAGUAGGACAGCUUAUUGAUGCUUUUUUAGCAGAAAUUGCACCUGAUCCUUGCUUAAGUCUACAGAAAUUCAUUGCUUUGAUUGAGAUACUUCCUGAUUAUGCUCGUGUCAUCGAUGAUGGCCUUUAUAGAGCCGUCGACAUUUAUUUGAAGGCCCAUACAGCAUUAACAGAACAAGAAUGCAAGAAACUUUGCAAGUUUAUAGACUGUCAAAAGCUGUCUCAAGAAGCAUGCAACCAUGCUGCCCAGAAUGACAGGCUUCCACUGCAGAUGGUGGUACAAGUUUUGUAUUUUGAGCAGCUGCGCUUGAAAAAUGCCAUGUCAGGAAGUUCAGGAGACGUGUUGCUAUCACAGAGAAUAAGUAGCGGUGUUCCAAGUGCAGCCAUGUCCCCUAGGGAUAACGAUGCAUCUCUGUAUUUUGGUAUUUUGCUUGACUUGUAAGACUUGUAUUUUAUUUGAAUUGUAACACUUUGGUUGAAUGUUGAAUUUUAA
Molecule: messenger RNA, 1785 nt
Organism: Trifolium pratense (red clover)
Lineage: Eukaryota; Viridiplantae; Streptophyta; Magnoliopsida; Fabales; Fabaceae
Product: BTB/POZ domain-containing protein At3g08570-like
Exons: 6
Coding region: 805-1734 (309 amino acids)
Molecular function (GO): protein binding
Source: RefSeq, a predicted model, not a curated record